AUGGCUAUGCGCAACGUCGGUGUGAAGACUAGCCAAAUCACGGACUAUAUGGUAAAUCAAUCUGGGUCUUAUGAGAAUGUCAAUUUCAUCCAUACGGAUCUACACAACCAUAUUCAAGCCGAACGUAGAGCAGAAGUUGAGGAUGGUGAUGUGCAGGAUUCAAAAUUGCGGGCUGACUACGUAAAGUUUAGUGAUGUGUUGAUAUUUGACUCAACUUACAGAACCAAUGCGUACAAGAAACCUUUUGGCAUGUUGGCUGGUGUGACUAACCACUUUAGGACCACGAUAUUUGCAUGUGUUUUGCUAGCUAAUGAGAUAAUUGAUACAUACACAUGGGUUUUGGAAACAUUUAUGGAGGCGAUGGGCAACAAAGCACCUGUGUCCGUACUGACAGAUGGGGAUAAGGCGAUGCGAGAGGCAAUCAAAAGAGUAUUUUUAGAUGCAAGACAUCAAUUAUGUAAUUGGCAUCUUGGGAAAAAUACUGUUUCAAAUGUUCACAAAAGUGGCUUUGCACAUGUAUUCAAGCAGUGCAUGGACGUGGAAAUGGAUGAGGCAAAGUUUGAGGAAGGCUGGACGAGAAUGGUCGAAAAAUUUGGACUUCAAACCAAUAGCUGGGUGUUGGAGACAUAUGAGAAGUGUCAUAAGUGGGCUGAGGCAUAUAUGCGUGGACAUUUCUUUUGCUGGGAUGAAGAGCACUCAGUGCUCGGAGAGCACUAUGAUCGGGCUCUUGCAAGGAUAAGGUAUAACGAGGCUGGAGAUGAUGCUGAAACAAAUAACACUUUUCCGGUAUUGAUUACUCCAUUGCGAGAUAUAGAAAGACAUGGAGCUGAGCUAUUCACCCGAAAUAUAUUUAGAAUGUUCCGUGAUGAAAUCUUAGAAAAGGGGGAGUUGAAUGUUAAGGACGUGUUCCCUUUGCCGGAUGGUCAGAAAAGUUACUAUAUUCAUAAGUACAAGAUGAAGGAUAGAUCAUGGAUAGUAACACACAAUCCAGUAGAUGCUGCAAUGAGAUGUUCUUGCAUGAAGUUUGAGUCGUUGGGGCUACCUUGCUGUUACAUGAUAUGUGUUAUGAAAGCUGAAAAUUUAACGCAAAUUCCCCCAACUUGUGUGCUGCAUAGAUGGACAAAGGCUGCAAGCAAGGAUGGCCAGCAAUGA
Camellia sinensis is the source of this 1152-nucleotide messenger RNA. The record is from RefSeq and is a predicted model, not a curated record. NCBI's taxonomy places the organism in Eukaryota, Viridiplantae, Streptophyta, Magnoliopsida, Ericales, Theaceae.